AUGGAAGGAGUAAGAGAUUCUGUUGUCAAGAAAUCUAAAAGAUUGACAUCUGUUGUAUGGAAUCACUUUGAGCGGGUAAGGAAGGCUGACACAUGCUAUGCUGUUUGUGUGCAUUGUAACAAGAAACUUAGUGGAUCAAGUAAUAGUGGAACUACGCAUCUCAGGAAUCACUUAAUGCGAUGUUUGAAGAGAUCCAAUUAUGAUGUAACGCACCUAUUUGAGGCAAAGAGAAGGAAGAAGGAACCCUCGUUUGCUGUUACAGAUGUCAAUCCGGUGGUACAAAGACCGGAUGCGUACAUCAACACUCCAGUAGUAAAGUUUGAUCAGGAGCUAAGAAAACACGGAGUUCUGAACGUGGGAAGUAGUAGUAGGUUCAGUCAACAGCGUAGUCAGCUUGAUCUUACCUGCAUGAUUCUAUUACAUGGUUACCCGUUGACCAUGAUUGACCAUUCCGGAUUCAGAGUUUUUUUGAAGAAUCUUCAGCCUUUGUUUGAGGCUGUACCAAAUGCUUCUGUUGAAUCCUCUUGCGUGCAAAUCUAUGAGAAAGAGAAGCAGAGAGUGCGUGAAAUGUUAAGCAGAUUGAAUGGCAGAAUAAACCUUGCAGUUGAAAAGUGGAGUUGUCCCGACAAUAAUCAAUACUUGUGUUUGACAGCACAGUUCAUUGAUGAGAUUUGGAAACUGCAGAAGAAAGUUCUAAACUUUGUGACUUUAGAAACCUCUCAGACUGAAGAUAUGCUUUCUGAAGUGAUUAUUAAGUGCCUGUUGGAGUGGGGUAUUGAGUGCAAGUUGUUUGCUAUGACAUUUGAUGAUUGCUCCAUAGAUGAUCAUAUUAUUGUGAGAAUAAAGAACCGGAUUUCUGAAACCAGGCCCCUUUUGAGUAAUGGCCGACUAUUCGAUAUCAGGUCUGCUGCUCAUGUUGUAAAUUUGAUGGUUCAAGACGCCAUAGAAGCACUAGGAGAGGUGAACCAGAAGAUUCGAGAAAGUGUAAGAUAUGUCAAAAGUUCAAGAGAAAUCCAGCUCAAGUUCAACGAGAUUGUUCAGCAAGUUGGUAUGGAUGGUCAGAAAAACUUAGUUCUUGAUGCCCCAUCGCGGUGGAACUCGACAUACUAUAUGCUCGAGACAGCCCUAGAAUACAAGACUUCAUUUUGCUUCUUGCAACAACAUGACCCAGGCUACACUACAGUUUUAACGGAGACUGAAUGGGAAUGGGCGAGUUCUAUUACUGGUUAUUUGAAACUGUUUGUGGAGAUUACCAAUGUUUUCUCUGGAAGCAAACCUCUGACAGCCAACAUGUAUUUCCCCGAGAUAUGUGAUGUUCACAUCCAACUAAUUGAAUGGUGCAAAAAUUCAGAUGGCUAUCUUAGUUGCAUUGCUUCUAAGAUGAAAGCCAAGUUUGAUAGGUACUGGAGCAAAUGCAGUUUGGCUUUGGCAGUUGCUGCAAUCUUAGACCCUCGGUUCAAGAUGAAACUGGUGGAGUACUAUUACUCUCAGAUUUAUGGUAGCACAGCCCUGGAUCGAAUCAAGGAGGUCGCGGAUGGUAUAAGGGAACUUUUUAAUGCAUACUCUAUCUGUUCAACAUUGGUUGACCAAGGCUCAACUCUUCCUGGAAGUAGCAUGCCAGGCACUUGCACCAAUAUUAGCAGAGAUAGAUUAAAGGGCUUUGACGAAUACCUGCAUGAGACGUCUCAAAGCCAGAGUUCUGUAUCCGACCUGGACAAAUAUUUAGAAGAACCGGUGAUUCCUCGUAACCAUGAUUUCAACAUUUUGAACUGGUGGAUGGCCCAUACACCAAGAUACCCUAUCUUGUCUAUGAUGGCAAGGGAUGUUCUGGGCACUCCAAUGUCAAAUGUCUCACCCGACAUGGUGUUCAGCACCGAAAGAAGGAUGCUCGAUGGUUACAGAAGCUCGCUAAGUGCAGACACUCUGCAGGCUUUGAUAUGUGCUCGUGAUUGGUUGCAUAUUGAACCAGAAGGUGUGUUGCAUGUAUAUACUGGAUUUUCAGUUUGUUACAAUCAAAAAUUGAUGUUCUUUUGGCAGCUAUAA
Molecule: messenger RNA, 2043 nt
Organism: Linum tenue
Lineage: Eukaryota; Viridiplantae; Streptophyta; Magnoliopsida; Malpighiales; Linaceae
Source: the annotation of a GenBank genome assembly